Drosophila mauritiana is the source of this 572-nucleotide messenger RNA. RefSeq lists its product as uncharacterized. The coding region runs from base 141 to 494 and encodes 117 amino acids. The transcript has a single exon. The record is from RefSeq and is a predicted model, not a curated record. NCBI's taxonomy places the organism in Eukaryota, Metazoa, Arthropoda, Insecta, Diptera, Drosophilidae.
UCAGUAACGUACAGGUCACCAAACCGAGCACAUCAAAAAUCAACUUUCGGCAGCAUUUUAAAAAAGUUUACAAAUUUCGAAUUACCAAAUUUCGAGACAAAAUUCAUCGACGAAUUUAUUCAAGACACAACAGCACAGCGAUGUCGAGCGAGUUGUCCCUCUGGAACGGCCAGCCAGUCAAUGCGCCCAUCUUUCCCCAGAUGGGUGAUGCCAUGAACGCCGGCCACGUCGGUGGCCAGUGGUCGCCCAGUGCGGCGGCACCAGCAUCCAGCGGUCCAAGGACUCAACCGAUGCCGCAGGGCAUGGGCGACUUCCAGCCGAUGAGAUGCCCACCAAUGCCACCCAACUUCUUUGGCCAGCCGCAGGGCAUGGGAUCUGGAUUCGGAGAUGAUCAGGGACCCUGCGAACCGUGCAUCGAUAAUGGAGAAGCCUUCUGCGCCUACAACGACUUGGAUAUGAACUGUGGCGGCAGAAUUAAGGGCGAUUUCUGGUAGGAAAUCCGUUGUCCCAUCCAAGACCUUCUUGUUCACAAAGUCGUUGGAAUAAAUAUCGCAUUGUGAUCUUUUUGCUAG